AUGUAUUCCAGCUCUUCUGCUGCUGGUCACCCUCCGUGGCAGGCUCAAUCUUCUUACGCGCCCAACCAGAAUGCUUACAUACAAGUCCCAGCCCGUCAAACCUUUGGUGCACAACCACCUGUCGCGCAACCAAAUUACUACGUGCCUCCCCAGUAUAUGCAUCAUCCUUCUACAGAUACACCCAUCGCGCAACCAGCUCCGCCUGCUAAGAAGAAAAUGAACUGGUCCCCGGACGUGCGUGACUACGUCAAUCGGUCAUUUGCGCAGACCACAUCAAUCCCUGGAGUCACCAAAGAGCAAAUUGAAGCAAAGCUCAAGGAAAUAAUCACCGAUGCCACACAAACGGGAAGACUGGAUACAAUGAAUUGGAAAGAGCUGCCGUUACCACAAGAGAUGAUCCAGGAGGAACGAAAGCGUGGUCUUCUUGCUCCCGUUCCCCAUCCAUCCUACGUUCCCUCUCUACCCACCACGACUUCGUCUCCGGUCACAUAUCAGUCUCAUCCUGACGCUCCACGUAAGCGUAAAUCCGCCGAACUGGCCAAAGAACCUGGAUAUACCAUUGUUACACCGCCUUGGAGAACAAACGCUGGACCACUGGCAGACCGGGUUUCCUUCGUCCCCACUGAGAAGCGACCCAAGCUCGACAUGAGCUCAUCCGUAAGUAAAUCAAAAGCAAGCCUAGAAUCUCGCAGACGCCGGUUUGAAGACGCACGUGCCGGCUCCAAUUCUCCACGCACACAAGAAUCAUCUCGGGGGGCUUCACCAGAGGCAAACAUGAUAGGACCGAUCGUGGGCCGCUGCCAGAAGCUCGAAAAAAACUACUUCAGAUUGACCUCGGCACCUAAUCCCGACGAUGUCCGGCCUCUGGAGGUCUUGCGUAAGACACUCGAACUGCUCAAGAAGAAGUGGCGCAGCGAUGGGAACUACGUCUACAUUUGCGAUCAAUUCAAGUCGCUGCGGCAAGAUUUGACUGUGCAGCAUAUCAAGAACGACUUCACCACCAGUGUCUACGAAUACCACGCUCGAAUCGCCUUGGAAAAGGGGGACCUGGGUGAGUAUAACCAAUGCCAGACACAGCUUCGGGAGCUGUACAAACAAAAUCUUGGUGGUCAUCCCGUGGAAUUCAAGGCCUAUCGUAUUCUCUACUUCAUCCACACAUGCAACCAGACUGACAUGAAUGACGUGCUCUCUGAUCUAACCCUAGCAGACAAGAAAGAACCCGCGAUCAGGCAUGCCUUGGAAGUACGCUCUGCCCUCGCUUUGGGGAACUAUCACAAAUUCUUCAAGCUGUACCUCACAGUCCCGGACAUGGGAGCGUACUUGAUGGACAUGUUUGUAGAACGCGAGAGAUUAGCGGCACUGGCGUGUUUGUGCAGAGCGUACAAACCAGAUGUACGAUUGCGUUUCGUGACCGAAGAACUUGGGUUUGAGUCGGAUGAAGAAGCUUGCCAAUUCAUCAUCGAUCAUGUUCCUGAAGAGUCACCGCCUCUGCUCGAAGAGCGUGAUGGGGACGUUCGCUUCUUGACUGGCAAGGUCGGGUCAAUCUUCCAAGUCGCCAAAGCGAGAGCAUUUGGGCAGGUUGAUAUCAAAGGUCAGAUUUGA
Capronia coronata CBS 617.96 is the source of this 1602-nucleotide messenger RNA. RefSeq lists its product as uncharacterized. Gene Ontology annotation, cellular component: nucleus. The transcript is spliced from 2 exons. The coding region runs from base 1 to 1602 and encodes 533 amino acids. The record is from RefSeq and is a predicted model, not a curated record. Lineage: Eukaryota; Fungi; Ascomycota; Eurotiomycetes; Chaetothyriales; Herpotrichiellaceae.